Molecule: messenger RNA, 1205 nt
Organism: Vanessa atalanta (red admiral)
Lineage: Eukaryota; Metazoa; Arthropoda; Insecta; Lepidoptera; Nymphalidae
Gene: Nubp1
Product: cytosolic Fe-S cluster assembly factor NUBP1 homolog
Exons: 9
Coding region: 126-1082 (318 amino acids)
Biological process (GO): iron-sulfur cluster assembly
Cellular component (GO): cytosol
Molecular function (GO): ATP binding; 4 iron, 4 sulfur cluster binding; ATP-dependent FeS chaperone activity
Source: RefSeq, a predicted model, not a curated record
GUGACAGACGACAGUGUCACUGAUACGAGUAAGUCGGGACCCUAUUUUGCUUGAAAGUAUUUUUUAAUGCGGAUGUUUUAACAUUCUGGAUAAUAAAUGUUACACCAUUGAAAAAAUUAAAUAAAAUGAGUAGCGUUCCUGAAAACGCACCUAAUCAUUGCCCUGGUACUCAAAGCGAGGAUGCAGGCAAAGCCUCGGCGUGUGCUGGAUGUCCAAACCAGAACAUCUGUGCAUCGGGAGUGCCAGCCGGACCAGAUCCUGCUCUUGAAAUAAUCAAAGAGCGCCUAGCCAAUGUGAAACACAAAAUCAUAAUUCUCUCCGGAAAAGGCGGGGUGGGUAAAAGUACUGUCACCUCACUUCUGGGACACGCGCUGGCCAAACUCAAUCCUGAUGCAAAUGUGGGUAUACUAGACGCCGAUAUAUGUGGGCCGAGCCAGCCGCGCGUGCUCGGCGUCAGCGGAGAGCAAGUACACAACUCUGGCUCGGGCUGGUCACCUGUCUAUGUAACUGAUAAUUUGUCUUUGAUGUCAAUCGGAUUCCUAUUGGCUAGUCCCGAUGACGCCGUUAUUUGGAGGGGGCCGAAGAAAAAUGGUAUGAUUAAGCAAUUCUUAAGUGAAGUGGAUUGGGGGGACUUGGAUUACUUGUUAAUCGAUACACCGCCAGGCACGUCCGACGAGCACCUGUCCGUGAUCCAGUACCUGUCGGCGGCGGGCGUGUCGGGCGCGGUGGUGGUGACCACCCCGCAGGAGGUGGCGCUGCUCGACGUGCGCAAGGAGAUCCAGUUCUGCCAGAAGGUCGGCCUGCCCGUCCUCGGCGUCGUCGAGAACAUGUCGCUGUUCGUGUGCCCCAACUGCCAGGCGCGCAGCGAGAUCUUCCCGGCGACGACGGGCGGCGCGCGCGCCAUGUGCGCGGCGCUGGGCGCGCGGCUGCUGGGCGCGCUGCCGCUCGACCCGCUGCUGGCGCGCUGCUGCGACUCGGGCGCCGACUUCGUGGCCGAGCUGCCGCACUCGCCCGCCGUGCUGGCGCUGCGGGCGAUCGUGGCCGAAAUCGUUGCCUCGUGCGAUCGGCCCAAAAGUUCGUAGGGAACUCGGAUCUUGAGCGGCGCUGCGCGACGGCCGUGGAGCGACUGUUCCAAAAUGAUUGUUAUGCCUAGUCGAUGUACAAACGAUAGAUGAGACGAUGGAAUUUAUAAAUUAUAAUAUAAG